CAGCAGUUGGUAGACCCGAGGAAUGAUCCGUCAAUCCAUGUCUCCGUGGGCUGCCCAGUGCUUGCGCGUUAAGAAGGAUGGUACGCUGCGACUGUGCAUCGACUGGCGUGAACUCAACACACUCUUGGUCUCGGAUAGUGGGGAUUUGGGUGACAUGCAGACGAUAUUCGACACGUUGAAGGGCAAGAAGUAUUUCACUCAGCUAGACCUCGCCUCCGGUUUUCACCAGAUGGAAAUUGCCGAGAAAGACCGUUACAAGACGGCCUUUCGAGAUGCGGAUGGAAUGCUUUGGGAAUUUACGCGCGCGGGUUUCGGCCUGACGGUGCUUCCGGCGGCCUUUACUCGUAGAGUGAAAUCGGCUCUGGGGCAUCUAGCAGGCGUGUUUAGCUGGCUUGACGACAUUCUCAUCGCUAGCGACUCAUGGGAAGAACAUCUCGCCACUCUGACGCUCGUUCUGAACCGCCUUCUGGCUGCGGGGCUGUCAGUAAACUUCGCAAAGUGCAUUUUCGGCGCAGCAUCGCAGGAAUUCCUCGGCAUGAUCAUCGACAGCACGGGGCUAUACCCCGCUCCGUCUAAGCUAGAUGCAAUCGCACGCAUGCCUCGCCCACACACCGUGGAAGAGCUGCGCACGUUUUUGGGUCUUACCGGUUACUUGCGUCAGUUUGUACCCAACUACAGUUUGACUGCCGCUCCGCUCACCAACAUCCUGCGCAACAAAGCCUUCGCUUCGAAACGUGCACGCAAGCUUCCUAUCCCGUGGUCCGUAGCUGAGGAAGACGCCUUCCAGUCUUUACGAGAAACGUUGGCUUCCCCGAAGGUCCUUGCUUUCCCUGACCUUGAGCGUCCGUUCGAACUGCACACGGAUGCUAGCACGCUGGGUGUAGGAGCUUCGCUUAUGCAGACAAUCGAUGGUGUCACCAGAGCGGUGGCGUUCGCGAGCCACCGGUUUUCACAAACCGAUGCUAGACGCGGGCCCACGGAACGAGAAUGCAUGGGGGUCCUCUGGGCGGUAGACCACUUCCGGCCGUACCUAGCGGGUAGACGGUUCAAACUGGUUACAGACUGUUCUGCCCUUACAUGGUUGUUCCGGAGCCGUGAACUCUGCCCCAAGCUGCACAGCACGCUGGGUGUAGGAGCUUCGCUUAUGCAGACAAUCGAUGGUGUCACCAGAGCGGUGGCGUUCGCGAGCCACCGGUUUUCACAAACCGAUGCUAGACGCGGGCCCACGGAACGAGAAUGCAUGGGGGUCCUCUGGGCGGUAGACCACUUCCGGCCGUACCUAGCGGGUAGACGGUUCAAACUGGUCACAGACUGUUCUGCCCUCACAUGGUUGUUCCGGAGCCGUGAACUCUGCCCCAAGCUGCACAGGUGGGCGCUGCGGCUGAUGGAGUACGACAUGGAACUGGAAUGGAAGGCGGAGGUAGAGCACGUAGUGCCCGAUGCUUUGUCCCGGUUGCCUGUGGCGAACCCGGUAGAGGUCGACGUCGACGAUUCGUUUCCGGAUGAUGUGUCGCGUGCUGCAGGCGCUGCGGUAGAGAUUGUAGGACCGGAGUUGAAGGGUGCGAUGCUGACUCCCAACCCUCUCACCCCACUCCGGAGGGGGCCGACUUCCAUCUGUCCGCCCUUCGAGCGUUGCCUUUCGCUGCAUGUGCGGCUGUAG
Ectocarpus sp. CCAP 1310/34 is the source of this 1660-nucleotide messenger RNA. The record is from the annotation of a GenBank genome assembly. NCBI's taxonomy places the organism in Eukaryota, Phaeophyceae, Ectocarpales, Ectocarpaceae.